AUGGAUAUGGAAAAGUUGAAGAAGAUGCAGCAGUCGGUGCGAAUUGGUUGCGAUGCUGACAGUGCUAUGAACAGUGGAAAAGGCACGCCAAGAAGAAAGGUCAAGAAGGUCCACAAGAGCGCAGGCGCAGACGACAAGAAGCUGCAAACUUCCUUGAAGAAGCUCAACGUCCAGCCCAUCCAAGCCAUUGAGGAGGUCAACAUGUUCAAAUCCGACGGAAAUGUCAUCCACUUUGCGGCUCCCAAGGUCCACGCGGCGGUCCCAGCUAACACCUUCGCGAUCUACGGUAACGGUGAAGACAAGGAGCUCACCGAGCUCGUGCCCGGUAUCCUCAACCAACUCGGCCCCGACUCGCUCGCCUCGCUCCGAAAGCUGGCCGAGAGCUACCAGUCGAUGCAGAAGGCGGAGGGCGGUGAUGACAAGAAGGACGAUGACGAUGACGACAUUCCGGAUUUGGUCGCGGGGGAGAACUUCGAGGACAAGGUCGAAUAA
Messenger RNA from Amorphotheca resinae ATCC 22711, 492 nucleotides. RefSeq lists its product as hypothetical. The record is from RefSeq and is a predicted model, not a curated record. Gene Ontology annotation, cellular component: cytosol; nascent polypeptide-associated complex. Lineage: Eukaryota; Fungi; Ascomycota; Leotiomycetes; Helotiales; Amorphothecaceae. The coding region runs from base 1 to 492 and encodes 163 amino acids. The transcript is spliced from 3 exons.